Molecule: messenger RNA, 369 nt
Organism: Aspergillus oryzae RIB40
Lineage: Eukaryota; Fungi; Ascomycota; Eurotiomycetes; Eurotiales; Aspergillaceae
Product: transferase hexapeptide domain protein
Exons: 2
Coding region: 1-369 (122 amino acids)
Biological process (GO): mitotic spindle organization
Cellular component (GO): dynactin complex
Molecular function (GO): dynein complex binding
Source: RefSeq, a predicted model, not a curated record
AUGGACCCCCGUCAAAGCCAAGUUCACCUCAAACCACCGCCACCCCAACACGUUCGCCCUUCAGCAUCGGCCUCAUCCUCACCAGCCCCGACUCCCCGCGCCCCCGUAACAAUACAUCCUACCACAACAGUCGCAGACACAGUCAUCCUCCACGGCACGCAUCCGAUCUCAAUAGGCGCAGGAACGAUAGUCCAUCCCCGCGCCAAGUUCUACUCUUACGAAGGACCCAUCAUCAUCGGCGAGAACUGUAUAAUCAGUGAAAAGAGCACCAUCGGCGCCGCGCCCACCCAGCCUCCCUCGUUUCUCAGAGAAUCGCGCACAUCAGACGGAUUGCCCCACUCGCGACCGUCCAUCGGCGCGUAUCGAUAG